AAGACAAAUGAUUCCUCAUCCCGUCCACGUUUCAGCUUUUUCAUUCUGGAAAUUUCAGCUUGCUUGGUAAUCUGCCGCUGGACCUUAGUCCGGAGGGUAAAGUAGGGAUCUUUUCGUAUCUAUACCUUCUACGCUGCAAAUUGCGGACGAUUUCAUCAGAGAGAGCCUGAGAUGAGAAUAGAUAGAUGAAAGGAGGAUGCUGAGGAGGAAGCCGAGCAGGAUCCAAGUGAAGGAGGAGGACAAGGAAGAGAUCGACGAAGGCCGUCGCAAUCGCGCUUCCACCUCCAGUCCACGUCCCAACUCCAACCCUUGCCCCAAUUCCAACCCUCUCCACAAGUUCCUCGAUCCCGCCCCACUCGACGCCGCCGCCAAAGCCCAGCGCAUCGGCCUCCACCAAACCUAGUCUUAGACCUAGCCCUAACCAUGGAGGUCGAGGUCAAGCUCCGCCUCCCCGACGCCGCCGCCCACCAGCGACUCUCCGACGCCCUAGCCCCCCACCACCUUCGCAUCCACCUCCAGGAGAAUCUCUUCUUCGACGGCGCCUCCGGCGAGCUCUCCUCCCGCUUCGCCAUCCUCCGCAUCCGCUUCUACGAUGCCGAUGCCCGAUGCGUCAUCUCCCUCAAGGCCAAGGCCCGCCUCGUCGAUGGCGUUAGCCGCGUCGAGGAGGAUGAGGAGGACAUCGACCCGGCCCUCGGACGCGCCUGCGCCGCUGACCCGUGUCGGCUGUUCGACGCGGCGGCCUCCUCUCGGAUCGUGAGGAGGGUUCUCGAGGAGUUCGGAUCGGAGGGAAAGAUUGGAUCUUUUGUGUGCUUGGGAGGGUUCCGGAACGUCAGGGCGGUCUACGCGUGGAAGGAGGGGCUGACGCUUGAGCUUGAUGAGACGCAAUAUGUUUUCGGAACUGGCUACGAACUGGAGUGUGAAACGACAGAUCCAGAGAAGGCCAAGGAGUUGCUGGAGAGUUUCUUGAAGGAGAAUGGGAUACCUUACUCUUAUUCUGAAGCAUCCAAGUUUGCUGUUUUCCGUGCUGGGAAGCUUUUACCCUGACUUUUGCAGGUUCCGAGUUUGAUGGAAGUGAUUUAGUGGGAUCCCUUUAUGAUGCUUCGUAGGAAACAGCAUCGGUGUCUAAUAUCUCCAUGUAAGCAGAUCAUUUUAUGAAUGUAAUAAAGUAGACUUGAUGGUAAAGAUGAAAAAAUUGGACUUCAAAUUAUUUCCAAAUUUUGUAUUA
Molecule: messenger RNA, 1225 nt
Organism: Zingiber officinale
Lineage: Eukaryota; Viridiplantae; Streptophyta; Magnoliopsida; Zingiberales; Zingiberaceae
Product: triphosphate tunnel metalloenzyme 3-like
Exons: 2
Coding region: 424-1044 (206 amino acids)
Source: RefSeq, a predicted model, not a curated record